Anopheles aquasalis is the source of this 1748-nucleotide messenger RNA. RefSeq names its product putative gustatory receptor 59e. The record is from RefSeq and is a predicted model, not a curated record. NCBI's taxonomy places the organism in Eukaryota, Metazoa, Arthropoda, Insecta, Diptera, Culicidae. Gene Ontology annotation, cellular component: axon; neuronal cell body; membrane. Gene Ontology annotation, biological process: male courtship behavior; chemosensory behavior; sensory perception of taste.
AACAUCCUGUGCUACUGGUUUCAUCGAGGAUAGUUUGAUCGCUCUUUGCUCUUUAGAUAAUUAAUAACAUAAAAUGCUCUUAAUGUAAUCAAAGUGCGACUGUUGCAGCCAAUGACGAUGGUUCGUUAAAAAAUCCACUUAGGAAUUACAUGAUACACCUGAUCAACCAUCAGAGAUUGCAGAAGACAUAAAAGACCCUUGCGGAAUGCGUUCAUCACGCGAUGUCACAUGGUAAUUAGUAUCCCUCACUCGACUGUCCUAGUGAGUGCGGUGUGGCCGCGGUGGCAUCGCGAUGCAUCCAAGCGCACCGGUACGAUCAGUUGCGUGGAGGUCAGUGAGCUAACGCCAUGGUGCUGGAACUGCUCUCCAACAAGCAGCUGUUCAAGAGUGAUUUCCAACAAUCGACACACCGGUUGCUACGACUCUGUCAGCUUUUCGGAACCGUCCCGUGGAGUGUGCGGCUGUACGAAACAUCCAAGGAACGAGCGCUGCAUCGCUGGAAGCAGCGUCUCAUCCGAGUCGCCAACGUGCUCCAAUCGUUCGGACUGAUGGUUGCGGUAACCGGUGCGACCGUCCUGCAGCAUAUCGAGUUCGACUGCAAGUCCGAGUUCGAGACGUCCGAGUUUGACUGCAACAAGACUCCAUUUAUGACGCGUAUGCUCUACAUUUGCGAGUAUAUCAUGGCGAACACAGUGGUGGCCAUGGUGCUCGUCGGUUGCCACUGUCAGCGCCGCUGGUAUGGCAGGUUCGCCGAGCAGCUGCUCACGAUCGCGAUCGAAAUCGCGGGCUGCGGUGGGGCUGUUGAUUUCGUGCGGAUCGAAUCGUUCUUCAACCGGCUGCUGGGCUGCAUUGCGCUGUACUUUGCCGGCGUCCUGCUGAUCGACUUCUUUUACAACGAGCAACAGUUGUGGGCCUUUUGCCGCAGCUCGGCCGUCUACACGCUGUCGAACGUGGUGAAUGUGCUCGGGCUGAUACAGUACUUCUAUCUGAUGUACUUCAUCUUUCUCUUCUACCACGACAUGAACCGGUUGCUGAAGGGGUUCGCGCUGCAAUCGUUACGCUCAGUCGAGCGGCGGCCGUACCGGUUGUCGGGUUGUAGAGACGUCGUCACACCGUCUGGCACGACACUGUUUGACUAUGCGACCGUCCUCGAGACCCUCCGCAAGACGCACUUGAAGCAGUACAAGCUGAUCGAGCAGGUGAUCGAGUGCUUCGGCAUACUGAUCGUGCUCACGACGGUAGCUUCCUUCAUCGUGCUUAGCCUGCAGUUCUUUGCCAUCUACCGGGCGACCACGACCCGGCACUGGACCAGCACCGACACUUACCUGCUCGUCUACACCGUCCUGUGGAUCGUGCUGCACGGUGCGAAAAUACUGAUGAUCCUCUAUCCGGCCCAUCUGGUGCAGCGGGAGCGUGAUCGAACCGGACCAAUACUCUAUCUCUUCAAUCAUAACGAAAAGGACAUCCUGCUGAACGGUGUGCUGGCAAAGUUUUCUACCCAGCUACUGCACGAACGUGGCCACCAGACCGCUUGUGGGUUGAUGAAUUUGGAAAUGACGCUCAUCAGCACGAUGGUUGGAGCACUCACCACCUACCUGGUCAUUUUGAUCCAGUUCGACACAGCCGUCACCCAAGGCCAAAGUGCACCCAAUAAUGGGUCCAACGAAAAGCCUGCCAGUGGCCACUAGCACCAGCUAGAUGGAGUUCGUGUGCUGGUCUGCAUUGAUCUCAUUACCUUUUCAUGCGCA